CACAGGCCAGCGCGGAAGGGUGACGCCUUUUCCGCUCCAUUGGGAUGCUUUUGAAGUCCGCCCGAAAAACACCACAAUCAGACUUUGGACUCGUUUUCAGCUUGGCCUGCAGAACCUGGAGAUGACGGGAGUUUUCGACAACCUCGGCACUGAUAUGCACUCCAACCAGAUGAGCUCCAGCAACUACCACAGUUUGCACAAGUCGCAGGAGUCGCCCACCUUGCCAGUGUCCACGGCCACGGACAGCAGCUACUACAGCAGCCCGCAGCACGCGCAUUCGUGCGCCGGCUCGCCCUUUGGACCGCUCGGUUCCUAUCAGUACCACGGCAGCGGGCCCGGCGCUGUGGCGUACAACCCAAAAUCUUUCGACAUGGCUGGCUUCAACUCGUCUUACGGCGCUUACGGCACUUAUGGAGCCAACUCCUCGCCCACUCCUGCAGAGACCGAGAAAGAAGAGAGCGAGCCAGAAAUCCGGAUGGUGAACGGAAAACCAAAGAAGGUCCGGAAACCUCGAACUAUUUAUUCCAGUUUCCAACUGGCGGCGCUCCAGAGGAGAUUUCAAAAAACCCAAUAUCUGGCGCUGCCCGAGCGGGCCGAGCUGGCUGCUUCUCUGGGCCUCACGCAGACACAGGUGAAAAUCUGGUUCCAGAAUCGGCGCUCCAAGUUCAAGAAACUGUGGAAAAACGGCGAAAUCCCCCCAGAGCAACACGUUCCCACCAGCGAGUCACCCCCGUGCGCGUCCCCGCCGAGCGCGUGGGAUUUUGCCGCACAGACUCAAGGCAUGAGCAGCGCCACAUUACCUCCACACUGCAGCAGUCCGCCCAACAGCAACAGCAUCAGCAAUAGCAGCGCGCCUUCCUCCGCCUCCUCGUCGUCGUCUUCAUCGUCCUCUUCAUUUUUGACCAACUACUCGUGGUACUCCAACACGAACUCUGUGAACCACCUGCAGCCCACUCUGCUCCACCACAACUCGGCUAUCACUGCCGGGACGAUAUUCUGAAAUAAAACAGACGACGAAUACGUUCCUUUUUAAACGGGUCCUACUUUCACGCGCGGAAGAAAUUGCAACAUGGACGUUUGACCCACAUUUUGACGCCUAUUUAUUUUUGCCCAGGGAUGCAUGAAUGAAUGAAUGAAUGAUUGACCCACUAUUAUGAAGGACCUUUUUUCCCACUUUUGCCAAAUUCCAACCUCGCCCAUCAGUGAUGUAGCAAAGGUCAACUGUAUCGUGCCUUUUUCUACUUGACCUCAUGGUUAUGUUGUAUCAUAAAUAGAGAAAAAAGGGAGAGAAAAAACAAAAACAAAAAAAAACACUGGACCUUUGCUGGUAUUUUGAAAAUGUUCUGCAAAUAAUUGCAUUAAAGACAAUAUUUGUAUUUGGACGUUAUGUUGUCAGUCGAAUAAAAACAUUUUUGAAUAAAUAAGAAAAUUAAAGAAACUGAAUUUUG
Molecule: messenger RNA, 1448 nt
Organism: Corythoichthys intestinalis (scribbled pipefish)
Lineage: Eukaryota; Metazoa; Chordata; Actinopteri; Syngnathiformes; Syngnathidae
Gene: dlx2a
Product: distal-less homeobox 2a
Exons: 3
Coding region: 122-1000 (292 amino acids)
Biological process (GO): negative regulation of transcription by RNA polymerase II; cell differentiation; embryo development
Molecular function (GO): DNA-binding transcription factor activity, RNA polymerase II-specific; RNA polymerase II cis-regulatory region sequence-specific DNA binding
Source: RefSeq, a predicted model, not a curated record